Camelus dromedarius (Arabian camel) is the source of this 5473-nucleotide messenger RNA. RefSeq names its product MAX dimerization protein 1 (gene MXD1). The record is from RefSeq and is a predicted model, not a curated record. The transcript has 6 exons. The coding region runs from base 237 to 899 and encodes 220 amino acids. Lineage: Eukaryota; Metazoa; Chordata; Mammalia; Artiodactyla; Camelidae. Gene Ontology annotation, biological process: negative regulation of transcription by RNA polymerase II. Gene Ontology annotation, molecular function: RNA polymerase II cis-regulatory region sequence-specific DNA binding; DNA-binding transcription factor activity, RNA polymerase II-specific; protein dimerization activity.
ACGGUGAGUCGGGGAUAAACACUCCGCGACGGUGGCGGCUGCUGCUCUUCUCCGGGUUCUGUCACGGUGUCGGCGGUGCCCAGCUCACCGGUCCCCUCCCCCUUCCCGCGAGAGUCGUCGCCAGAGAAGCUCUCUCAACCCUGCUCUGUGGGGUCCACAGCGGGGCGCGGGUGUCCGGCGGCGGCGAGCCCGUGGGCAGUGGGGGUUGGUCCCGAGGCUCCGGCCCCCGGUGCAGAAUGGCGGCGGCGGUUCGGAUGAACAUCCAGAUGCUUCUGGAGGCGGCCGACUACCUGGAGCGGCGGGAGAGAGAAGCUGAGCAUGGUUAUGCCUCCAUGUUACCAUACAAUAACAAGGACAGAGAUGCCUUAAAACGGAGGAGCAAAUCCAAGAAGAAUAACAGCAGUAGCAGAUCGACUCACAAUGAAAUGGAGAAGAAUAGACGGGCCCACCUUCGCUUGUGCCUGGAGAAGUUGAAGGGGCUGGUGCCACUUGGUCCGGAAUCAAACAGACACACUACGUUGAGCUUAUUAACAAAAGCCAAAUUGCACAUAAAGAAACUUGAAGAUUGUGACAGAAAAGCCAUUCACCAAAUAGACCAGCUGCAGCGAGAGCAGCGGCACCUGAAGAGGCAGCUGGAGAAACUGGGCACCGAGAGGAUGCGGAUGGACAGCACUGGCUCCGCCGUGUCCUCCGAGCGCUCGGACUCCGACAGGGAGAUCGACGUGGACGUGGAAAGCACGGACUGUCUCACAGGCGACCUGGACUGGGGCAGCAGCAGCGUGAGCGACUCGGAUGAGCAGGGCAGCACGCAGAGCCUGGGCAGUGACGAGGGCUACUCCAGCUCCGGCAUCAAGAGAAUAAAGCUCCAGGACAGUCACAAGCCGCGUGUCGGGCUCUGAGAGAGAGAGAGAGGGUGCUCGGCUGCCUCCCGGACGGCUCUGAUUAGGUAGCGUAUCGGACCUGCCCACAGUCCCCUUGCACGUCACCUUCCGUGUCCCACCUGCGCCAGCGUCAGCUUUGUACAAGUGUUCAGGGGAGCACUUAGGAUCAUGGGUUUCUGAGUGCAUCCUCUAGCUUCUCUCUCUCUCUCUCUCUGUACAAACUCGUCUCUGAGAGACCGUACAUUCCAAUCGAUUUGAAGCACCCAAAAAUUCUUAGACCGAAAAAGCAAUUCUCACAUCUCGGCCAUCUCCCCCUCGUGUGUACUGUCCCCUCCCUAGUGUCUCCCAGUCCUUUCUUCCAGUUUGCUGGCUUCCUACGUUCCUUGCCCAGCAGAAAUGUCCGAGCGUGUCUCGUGCUUAGGAAACUGAAGGAAACAAACUUUUCAAGUUGAGAUCCUGAACUCAGAACUCCAAAGUAAGCUUUGAAAGUGGCAUUUAAGAGCACUUAAGCCUGGCCCGCACCCCCAGGGAGGAGUCAGGGAUGCCUCCAGCGCCCUCCCUGCACGCACAGCCCGCGCUCACGCCCCCGACCCACGUGCGGACGGAGCAGUACUUGUGACUCUCAGCUGGACACCCGGCGAGCGCGUCUUUGGGGUGGCCCAGCCCGUGGAAGGUCCAGCAUUGUCUCUUCGCACAGACACAACGGUACAAUCUGUUUUUGUGCGCCGUCCCGGGGACCGUGCCGGGUACCGCUCUCCUCGAGCCACGUUCCCCUCAAAGUUGGUCAUCCUACUCAUCUCUGGAAUAUUUUUUUUUCCUACCUCAGAGAUAAACGAGAUCUCCAUUUCCCACUUAACGCAAAGUGAUUAUGCUCUGGUUUUUUUUUCCCCCAAAUAAGCGACAUUUGGUCCAAUUCUAAUCUAUUUUCCUAUUUAACUUUCAGCAAUAACUGAGCUUUGGGACUAGCUGAGCUAGUGUCCAUCAUCAGUGAAAGGAAAAAUCCACAUUUCUACGCCCUGUUGCAGGUGAACAGGAGGGGAUGGUACCCUGUUACUAGAAUUCCUCUCCUUCCCACUUAUUUUUGGACACACCCGGAAACUUCUUUAUGGAGGCUUUUGGGUAGAUAGUUUAAAAGGCCGAUUUUCCUUUUUGGUUAUGGUUUCUCCCUCAAGUGGUCCCCCACUUUGUAGCAUUUUUAUUUAAGCUAAAACAGAGCACAUGUAUAUGUACAUAAGACACAGUAAAUCUAUAAAUACUAUUUAUUCAUUUUAUAUAAAACUAAUGUAAUGGGAAAGAAAUUCUUAUGACUUUGUGCUUUUAUAGAUGUUCUAGAAACUUUGUAUGUAGGUAGCUACGAAAUUGGUUCACGCCCCUUAAUAUUUUAGCAUUCAUAUUUUUGAGGUCUCAAUGUUUUCAGCCUCUGGCGAAUCUUUUUCAUUGAAUUUGAACCAUUUGUAAAAUCUGUGACGCUGAAACAGAGUGUGUCACAAGGUGAUGACAUUCCUAGGCUCCACAGACACACUGCAACCUUAAGGGCUCAACGGCUGAAGCAGUGGCAGGGCAGCCAGCGGGCUCCCCGGGCCCGCGGUCCCCAGCCCGCCCAGCCUCCCACUCCUCAGCGCCGCCUCCUUCCCCACGACUCACAGUUCAAACGCACUCCACGCGGAAGCUCAUUCUAGACCCCAAGAGAGUCUAAACAAAGCAAGGUUACUUCUGUGUUUGGUUUUGCUUUUUAAUGAUUCUUUGCCGUAUUGAAACAAAAUCUUUUUGAUUGGAAGUCGCAGGUUCCUAAAUGAUUCCAAAGUCAUCUGUCAUUCUUCUGGUUUUGGUCUGCUCUGGUUUUUCUCUUAGUUGCCGCUUUGGGGAGGGGGAGGGGCAGGUGACACAAAGGAGGUUUUUUUGUUUUGUUUUGUUUCUAAAUCGUUGGAAUCUUUUCCAAUUACCAGCUGAAGAUUUGCACUGAAAUACAACUUGUAUGCCUUUUGCAUUUUUAAAGCCUGCUUCCUGAAUUUAAGCAGAGUGAUAGUGUUCAAAAGAGCCAGCUCAGCCUGAAACAUGUUUGAAAAAGAUAUAGCUGCACUUUGAGGUCCCUUUUGAAUGCCAUUCGCUGGACCUCAAGCAUUUUGUUUAAUCGCUACGUUCAAGCGCCUCACAAGUCCACGAUGCUGGAUGCUGUUUGGCAUCGAAAACUCCAGACUUUGGGCAAAGCUUGUGGGCUUGCACUGGGGGGAGGGAAGGGAACAAAACUUGUGUAUCUGUUUGUUUAAUUUAGAAAUAAGGCAUCUGCGAGAUGCCGUUAUUUUCUGUGUUUUAAUUGUUGUGCCUUUGAGUUAAACUGCAUUUUUGUCUUUUGGUUGAAAUAUGAAAUGUACUGUCCCAAUAUAAAAUAGUAAUUAUUUGACCUUUGCACUGUUUGUCUGGUCCUUUUCAAUUUGAUUGCAUAUAAAUGUGGAAUUUGAUAGAUCUCUAUAUUUUUAAUGCACUUGUGAUAAACUGACACCAGGGUUAGACAUGCCUUUCAGAGCUCGAGGUAGACCGAGUCGGCGUGCCAGACAGGCCUCUCUCUAACCAAAACUGUAACCUUCAGGACCAGCAAACUCAGCCCAAGGCAGCUAACCCCCUUCCCCUCGUGGCUGAUCAGCAGCCCUGAUGCACCAACCUGUCCUCUCAUUCACUGAUCCACCAGCAUGACUGUUAAGAGCUAUACAGUGGUUUUGAUUCUGUUUGUUUUUUUUUCCUUUUUUAAGCAAAAUGAAAAAGCUUUCUUUUAGGGUUGUUGUGGGGAGGGGACGGGCAAAGAUAUAAACCCCAGCCUUUAAGACUUUGAACUCUUGUACGUAAAUAUAGAUGUGUGUAAAUAUAGGCACAUGCAUAUUUUUAUGUGAAAACUCGUUUUAACUAAAAAGGAAUCUAAACUACACUCUUAUUGAUACCGCUGCAAUGCAGAUGGGAAGAUAAGGGUACGUAGUCCCAUUUAAUUUCAUGCAGUGAGAAAAUACAUAGGUGUGCUUCUGUUAACAUCCCACGAAGCCUGGCCUCCAGGCCUGUUGGCUCAGGAUGGCAGGCGGGCACCCAGGGCAUUUGUUUCCUUUCGCUAAGCAGAGCUCUGGGCUUCAAGGUGCUCGUAGUGACUGCUGCUCCUUUCUCUAGUCACAGAUCUAAUGCUAGUGACUCAAAGAGCAGGACCUAGAUUUUCCUCCCUGUCAACCCAAAACGAAAAUCAUUUCAGUGCCGAUUCAGGACCGACCACUAAGUAGGCCCUGACCCUGCAAUCGGCCGCUUGAGCGGUUUUGGGUGGUUGUUUUGUUUUGUUUUUUUAAAGGUGGGCAUUUUCCUGUAACCUCUACUUUUUUCAAAAGAAACAAAGGGUCCUUACCUGGGUUUCCGAUGGGCCUCUCUUCUCCGUCCCUGAAGUGGCCAAAAGCAAAUCCUGGGGCGUGGGGGGUAAAAGUGUAAACUAGGUAGGGCUGUGAUGCUCAAAAUGACUGUCUUGCAAUAUUUUGGGGCUCAAUAAUGGAUUUUGUGGGCUUUCUUCUUGCCUCUCCCCAACCUUUAAAGAGAAAACUUAUUUUUGAAAAGUGUACACGUAACACAUGAUUUAGGCUUUUAUACAGUACUGUAUUGGCAAGAAUACCACUUUCCUUGUGCUUUGUAACCUGUUUAUUCCCCCGAAUCUCACUCCUUUCUUCUUCUUUCCCCAAGUUUCUUUGUCUUCCCCCUUGACCUGCCCUGUGGGCUGAACACCAGGAAGUCAGAGGCUGCAAGGCAGGCCCCUGCAUGUGAAUCUGGUCUUUUUCUAUGUCUCACUCUUGGAUGCAGUAUGCUUAGGUAGCUGGCUACUCCUGACUUUAAAAACCCUUCCCGGGAGCAGAUGACCCAAAGGCCCUUUUUUCUCAUCCUCCGUGGUCAGAUCUCUGUAGACUGUAGGUGGUUUUGUUUGCAAAGAUCCGUGGGCCUGGGGGUGGGGAUAUGCAAUUUAUCAUGAUUUUUUUUUCAUUAAUACUUAUUACAUGGAUGAUGUUCUUACCCUGUCUUCUUCUGAAAGAAGAAAUAAUUGCCUGGCACUGCUAACAUCAGCUACUGAAUGGCUGAAGAAAUUGAAUCUCUUUUGUCUUCUCACAAAAUCAUAAAGCAAGACUUAGGAAAGCAUGGAAUUCUAAGUUUUCUCCAGAUUUCACAUUUUGAUUUCUCAUGCUGUCGGGAGCGGGGUGUGGAGGUUGAGAGGGCAUCUUCACGUUAGCUUUUACCAGAGACCCAAGCUUGCCUUGGCCCUUGUGUCUGGGACUGGUGUUCUGGGAACGAUGCUGUUAACUGUUAGUGCUGGAGGCCCUCUUCUAAUGCUAAACACAGUCUAAACAGGGGAGCAGCAGACGGGAGAGCAUGAAAUUCUGUUUCCAGAUGUUCAUUUCAUUAUGUAAAUACGCCGCCAAUGUAAAUCCUGUGUCAAGACAUAGACAAUGGUGCUUUUUACUACAGUUAGUACAUGCAUUUUUAGAACUACUCCAUGUUUUAGAGAACCUUUGCUGUGUAUAUGUAAACUUCUGUAUUGUUCCACCGUUAACAAAAAAUAAAUUAUUUCAUUAUGAAAGAAA